UGGCCGAGCUGCGGACCCAAUUGCUCAACGCGCUCAGAACCGUCGAUCCUGAAUCUGUGCCCGCGGUGCAGAGCGAUGGCGGCGGCGGCGGCGGCGAGAAAUUCCUCAGCAAAAACUUUGAUCUGGUCCGCAAGAUUGAAGUGCUGCAGCAGAACCUGCGCGUCCAGACGGUAGCACGUUCAAACGCCGAGGCCCAACUCGCCGAGCUGAGAGCAACUAGGAACGACUCCCCCGGCCGGCCGCGACUCGAGGAAAUAAGCCCUAACGAAGCCCCUUUCAACGGCUCUCCGACACACAAGCGGCCCAAGCAGAACGGCCGUCACUACUCCAACGCCUCGACCCCCCCUCGGCGCUUUGGUAACAACGAUGGCGACCAUUUGCAAGACUCGGUUCGCUCAGACCGCACGGCAGACAUUCUCAGCUUCAACAACCGCAUGGAUCUCAAGGCCGAGGUAGAGGAGCUGCAGAACCAACUGCAGCUCGCUCAGAUACAGAACCGCCACCUCCAAAGCCAGAUAGAGCGCUCUACCCCGGCCCCUCCGGACACAUUCCCGGACCAGAGCCCAUCGUUGCGCCGAGUACAGAAGCUGGAGAAGGCCAACAGCCGGCUCCACGACAUGCUCGACGAUUCUUCCAAGAAGGUGUCGGCCUUGGAGAAGGCUCUCCGCACUGGGGAACUGUCGCUCCGUGACAUCCAAACCAAGUCUCAUGAGGAGAUCCUCGAUUUUGUCAAGAGCCAAGAAGAGUCCCGCCGGUCGCUUCUACACAGCCAUAAAGACACUGUGGCAGAGCUGACUGAUAUCAAGGAACACUUUGACAAGCUGAGACACGGCCGCGCCAAGCUCGAGGUUGACUUGCGCGACGCAAGAUCGGACCUCCAAGAGAUGUCGUUGGCCAGGGAUCAGGAGGCUGGAAGUCGGAGCCAGCUGCUGCAAGAAUUCGCCGAUCUCCAGAUCCGGCUCGACGCCGAGACUUCCAAACUGGCUGAUGUAACAGCCAGUCUCAACCUCUACAAGAGCCGGGCAGACGAGUACUUCAGCAAGCUCGAACAAGCCGAGAUUGCCGUGCUCAAGGCUAACCGGGCCGAGCAGUUUGCGAGAACGCAAGCCAGGGAGGCUGAGGACAGCUGUGCCGAGAUGAUGUCGGAAAGGAAGCGCCUCGACUCGACCAUUGAGGACAUCCAGCACCAGAACCAGAGACUGGAGGAGAAGAUUGAAGACAUGUCCACUGAUCUCGAGGCUGCCACACAGGCCAAGAAGCGGCUGCAGCACGAACUGGAGGACUAUCGCAGCCAGCGAGCGAACGACAUUGAGGACAAGGAAUCGAACAUGGAGCAGAUGCGCAAAAAGUACCAAGCCGAGUUUGCCACCCUAACCAAGGAGCUCGACCUCGCCCGAGAAGAGAAGCUAUUCAAGCAGGCCGAAAUCUCUAGGCUGCGGGACGAACUGGACGAGCUCCGGUCCAAGUGGGACGACGAGGUGCUCAACAGUUCAACUUGGUCCAAGGAGAAGUCGCGACUCGAAGCUACCCUGUCGGACGUGGUGGCCUCCCGAGACGAGGCAGUCAGCGCCCACAACGAAGCCCAGGGCAAGAUCGUCUCGCUCCUUUCGCAGGUGCGAGCACUUCGGUCGUCGGUCGACGAGGUGUCGUCAGAGCGUGACAGCCUGAUCCGCGAGAAACGGAGCGUCGAGUCCCGACUUCAGGAGGCCAAGGCCGGUCUCGAAGAACUUGCCAACUGCGAGAGUCCCUCGCUCCGCAAUGCCGCCAACAUUGACAAGGAAAUCCUUGAACUCAAGUCGGGACUUGCGCAGCAGGAAGACAUUGCAGCGGCAGCCGUCGAGAAGAUGCGACGGGCUGAGGCACUCGUGUCUGAGAUCCAGAGAGACAUAGUCGCCGAGCGCGAAGGGACUGCCGAGCUCCAGAAGCAAAAGGUUGCGCUGGAAAAGGCUCUCAACGAAACCCAACUGAAGCUCAUCGAUCUCGAGACAAAGGGCUACUCAACUGCCAGCCACGACAUCAAGUUCCUGCAUAAGCGUAUCCAAGAGCUUGAGUCGCAAUUAGAGGCGCAGGAGAACGAACGCAGCAAGUCACAGCGCUCAGUCCGGAACGUGGAUCGCACCGUGAAAGACUUGCAGUCACAGAUCGACCGGAGAGAGAAGCAGAACAGCCAGCUCCAGGAAGAUAUAGGCCGCAUGCGAGACAAGGUCGACAAGCUCCUCAAGACCAUUGACGAGCUGCAGGCUUCUGAGAGCUCCAAUCAGCUGUCGGCGCGGCGGGCCGAGAGGGAGCUGCGCGAGGAGAGAGACAAGGCGCUCCGGCUUGAACGCGAGCUCGAGGGUUGGAAGAGCCUUCGUAUGGAGAAGAGCUCCGGCCUCGGUGGUAGUGUCGCAGGGAGCGUCAUGGGCGGCGGCAGCCCUCGCGGAAAAGACAGCAGCGGUGCCUUCAAGAAGAGGAUGUCGGGAUCCUGGGUGGCGCGCGCCGGCGUCGUCGGCAGCGAAGGCGACGAAGUCAAGAUCCCCCAGCGCAAGAGCAGCAUUAGCAGGGCGCCGAGCAUGACUAAAGGGUUCUUGUAAGAGAUAAGUUUCUGAAAAGAGACGAGGGAGGUGGGGGUUUGGGUGGAUGUGGUUUUUCCUUUCUCUUUUUCUUUUUCUUUUUGGUCUAGCAUGUUUUCGUUGUAAAGCCUAUCAGCUGGAUUUUUUUGUUUACGUCCUGGUAUGGAUUUCAACUUGGAAUUCUUUUAAUGGGCAUUGGCAAUGGGCAUGGAUCAGGGUCACGGAAUGCGUCUGAAUUGUUUGUUGAUAGUGGUACUACGGGGGGAGGGAGGCACGGAAUAGGAUUGGGUUGGAUUCCGCUCCAGGAGGAGGGAGGAUAGGAAAAUAAAACGAGCAGGCCAUAAAUUGAUGUCUAUUCCCUCUUG
This is a messenger RNA of Lasiosphaeria miniovina, 2917 nucleotides long. RefSeq names its product myosin tail-domain-containing protein. The transcript is spliced from 2 exons. Gene Ontology annotation, biological process: mitotic actomyosin contractile ring contraction. Gene Ontology annotation, molecular function: actin filament binding; microfilament motor activity. Lineage: Eukaryota; Fungi; Ascomycota; Sordariomycetes; Sordariales; Lasiosphaeriaceae. Bases 435 to 2573 code for a protein of 712 amino acids. The record is from RefSeq and is a predicted model, not a curated record. Gene Ontology annotation, cellular component: myosin II complex; mitotic actomyosin contractile ring; myosin filament.